GUGGCCCCUUGCAUCAUGCUAUUUCUAUCAAUUCUAUCACGUUUUCCGCUUACGGACGUUAUAUGGCAGUGCCCAUUCCAGUUAAGAGUAUAGUUCAAUGCUGGCCAGUCUCUUAUUCUAGGGUCUCUAGUGCACACCAUUCUACUCCCAUCACAAGAAACGUGUCCCUCUGAAAUCUGAAAGACAAACGGAGUGUGAUUCGCGCAGCAGAAUGGCCACUUUGUUGACGAACUUGACUGUGUCGAGCAUUUUGAAGAAGAGCUUGUUCGACAAUGAACAGCGGAAGAAGAGCAGAAAGGAUUGGCGAAAAGCGAAAGAGCUCGAAGAGGCGAGGAAGGCUGGUACAGCGCCCGCGGUCGUCGACGAGGAAGGUAGAGACAUUAAUCCACAUAUUCCGCAGUACAUCAGCAUGCCACCAUGGUACUUUGGGGCUCAGGGUCCCACCCUGAAACAUCAGAGACCGCAGCUCAAGAAGCAGAAGCAAUACAGCACCAUAGACUCGUGGUACAACCGCGGGGUGGACACCUUGCGAGCGUCUACCAAGUACCGUAAAGGCGCCUGUAAGAAUUGCGGUGCCAUGACUCACAAGCAAAAGGACUGUUUCGAGAGACCGCGCAAGGUCUGCGCAAAGUUUACUAAUUUAAUGAUUGCACCGGAUGAAUUCACACAGCCCAAGUUGUCUAUAGACUACGACGGCAAGAGAAACAGAUGGGCCAGUUACGAUCCUUCCGAGCACCGAGCGAUCGUGGAGGAGUUCCAAAAGAUAGAAGAGGCCAAGAGGCAGAUGCGCGCCGAAAAGCUCAACGCGGAGGAGAAGAACGAUGAGCAAGACUCGGACAAAGAUGAAAAUAAGUAUGUGGACGAGGUGAACAUGCCUGGUACAAAGAUCGACUCUAAGCAACGCAUCACUGUGAGAAAUCUUCGUAUUCGAGAGGACACUGCCAAGUACCUGCGCAAUCUAGAUCCAAAAUCGGCGUACUACGAUCCGAAGACCAGAUCCAUGCGAGACAAUCCUUACGCCUGUACGAAUCGCGAAGUGGACUUCAAGGGCGAGAACUCCGUGCGUUUCUCGGGAGACACGCAGCAGCUUGCUAAUGCGCAAUUGUUCGCCUGGAAUGCGCACGAGAAGGGUGUCAAUGUACAUUUGUUGGCUGAACCAACAAAAUUGGAACUACUGAAACAGAAAUAUGACAAGAAAUGCGACGAAUUGAAGGACAAGGCGCGCGACAGUGUGAUCGAACGUUAUGAUGGUGAGAAGUACUUUAUAGCCCUUAUGAGAAGCAUUUUAUAAUUGUUGGCGCGGACCGAGCACUAUGUCAAGUAUUCGAGAUACGGUAAAAUAACCAUCAAGGGAUAAGACAGAUCAUAAAAAUUACAUUUUAUAUAAAUAAAAUGGAUAUACUGUAUACUUUAUAUAAAUGUAUACUUGACGUACUUUAUAUAAAUAAAAGUAAUUUAAAGGAUUAAA
Molecule: messenger RNA, 1468 nt
Organism: Solenopsis invicta (red fire ant)
Lineage: Eukaryota; Metazoa; Arthropoda; Insecta; Hymenoptera; Formicidae
Product: pre-mRNA-splicing factor Slu7
Exons: 2
Coding region: 212-1291 (359 amino acids)
Biological process (GO): mRNA splicing, via spliceosome
Cellular component (GO): spliceosomal complex
Molecular function (GO): pre-mRNA 3'-splice site binding
Source: RefSeq, a predicted model, not a curated record